This is a messenger RNA of Drosophila serrata, 566 nucleotides long. RefSeq names its product Odorant-binding protein 99c (gene Obp99c). The record is from RefSeq and is a predicted model, not a curated record. Gene Ontology annotation, molecular function: odorant binding. Gene Ontology annotation, biological process: sensory perception of smell. Lineage: Eukaryota; Metazoa; Arthropoda; Insecta; Diptera; Drosophilidae.
CAGUCUGGAAAAUCAACUCUGUCGCGAUCGUGCCUCUAUAUAGUAAUUAAAAAAUAAUGCUCAAGUAUCUGAUCGUUGCUCUGGCCCUGUGCGCUGUGACCCAUGCCGAUGGCGAGUGGACACCCAAGUCUGGCGAGGACAUCAAGAAGAUCCGCGUGGAGUGUCUGAAAGAGCACCCCCUGAGCUCCGAUCAGAUCCUCCAGCUGAAGCAGCUGAUCUUCCCCGAUGAGGAGGAUGUGCGCCAAUACCUUACCUGCACGGCCACCAAGCUGGACAUUUUCUGCGAGCACGAGGGCUACCACGCCGACCGCCUGGCCAAGCAAUUCAAGAUGGACCUGACCGAGGAGGAGGCCCUCCAGAUUGCCCAGAGCUGCAUCGACAAGAACGAGCAGAAGAGCUCCGUGGACCAGUGGGCGUUCCGGGGACACCAGUGCCUCAUGGCCAGCAAGAUCGGCGACAAGGUGAAGGCCUUUGUGCGGGCCAAGCAGGAGGAGGCCAACAAGAAGGCGGCUUAGAAACCAACCCUAAAAAGGAUCCUGGUUACCAAUAAAGUGUGCUGGAAUAUG